AUGGCAGACAAGGUCAAAAUCGCCUCAGGAUUCCUACUGGACUCGCCUCCAGGAGAAGUCAAUGAUGUAUUCAAUGAUAUACGGACAUUGGUGGCCGACGACGCAUCAUUACAAAAGGGAAUAGGAUCUGCAUUCGAACAAUACAAUACCGAACAAUAUACUACUGUCUCUGUUCCUGGCAUUGACCAUCCUGUGAUUAUAUCUGUACAUGCACAAGUAUCUCCUGGCGUAUACCAAGACCCUCGAUCAGGCCACUCGUUUACUUUUGAUCAUACGGUAGAAGGCGUCACGAAAGAAUCUCAUGACGGAAACCCUCACAGGAUUGCCAUGGAUGACGCAAUCCAACAAUACGUAUCACAACACUACCCGGAAGGUGCCUCGGCCGUGUACCUCGUCAACAAUACGCUGCAUAUCGUUAUCGUUGAUUCAAAGUACAAUGCCAACAAUUUCUGGAACGGAAGAUGGCGCUCAUACUAUACGAUUCCAGUUACAGGUGGUGACUUGAAGGGUACCGUGAAACUACAAGUACAUUAUUAUGAAGAUGGGAAUGUGCAAUUGAAUACGAGUAAGGAUGUUACUGGUGUUGUGGGGGCUGCUAGCGACGCAUCAACAUUGGCAUCAUCCACCAUCAAACAAAUCCUGAAAAUCGAAAACGACUUUCAAACAUACUUGAAUGAAAGUUAUGCUCAGUUAUCAGACAAUACUUUCAAGGCUUUACGUCGUGCUCUACCUGUCACGCGUAAUCGUAUUGACUGGAAUGCAAUUGGAAGUUAUCGUAUUGGAUCAGAGAUUACUGCGUCUGCUGGUGGUGCCAAAUAA
Molecule: messenger RNA, 819 nt
Organism: Synchytrium microbalum
Lineage: Eukaryota; Fungi; Chytridiomycota; Chytridiomycetes; Synchytriales; Synchytriaceae
Exons: 8
Coding region: 1-819 (272 amino acids)
Biological process (GO): actin cytoskeleton organization; barbed-end actin filament capping
Cellular component (GO): F-actin capping protein complex; actin cortical patch
Molecular function (GO): actin filament binding
Source: RefSeq, a predicted model, not a curated record